This is a messenger RNA of Ziziphus jujuba (common jujube), 961 nucleotides long. Its product is annotated as succinate dehydrogenase assembly factor 2, mitochondrial. Gene Ontology annotation, cellular component: mitochondrion. NCBI's taxonomy places the organism in Eukaryota, Viridiplantae, Streptophyta, Magnoliopsida, Rosales, Rhamnaceae. The transcript has 5 exons. The coding region runs from base 134 to 718 and encodes 194 amino acids. Gene Ontology annotation, biological process: tricarboxylic acid cycle; mitochondrial electron transport, succinate to ubiquinone; protein-FAD linkage. The record is from RefSeq and is a predicted model, not a curated record.
GAGGCCCAUAUAUACAUGCCGUUGUCAUUUAUGGUUAGUGCCUGAUUCUAAACUUGAAGCACACGACGGCUUUCGCAUUCUCUCUCUCUCUCUCUCUCUCUCUCUCUCUCUCUCACAUUCCGACUAAAGAAAAAUGGCGAGUUUGAGAAGGGCGUUGAUGACCGUCGAUCGACUUCUAAAAUCGACGGCCGCGAUCCACCGCACCUCCAUUGCAGCAACAGCAGCCGAAGCUUCCUCUUUUGUUCCCAUGGAGACACUGCUCCGGCCACAAUUGGGUUGUGUAAAUGCUGGGUUUUAUCGUUUCUAUUCGAACAAUUUCAACCCGCUGGCUAUCGAUCUCUCAGACGAAGAGAGCAAGAGGCGCCUAUUCAACAAGCUACUAUACAGGAGCAGACAGCGUGGGUUUCUGGAAUUGGAUUUGGUUCUGGGAAAAUGGGUGGAGGAGCAUAUCCACUCUAUGGAUGAAAAAGGAAUCAAAGCUCUUUGCCAUGUCCUUGACCUGGAAAACCCAGAUCUUUGGAAAUGGCUGACUGGUCAGGAGCAACCCCCUGAGCCAAUUGAAACUAAUCCCGUCUUUAAAGCAGUUCGCGACAAGGUUAUGAAAAACCUUAACACCCACGCAUCCCCUGAGACACGGGCAACACCAGGUCAGCCAUGGGUAAGGGGAUGGGAUGAUUUUAAGAAAGGUCGAGAUAGCCCUGUAAUGGGAAACCAAUAGUAUGCUUUCAGCAUUAUAAGUUAGUUUUUCCCUUGUAAAAGGGGAUGAAUAAUGCUUGUUACAGUAAAUCAUAUUUCCUUGCAAUAUGUGCUUGUUCACAAAUAAGUUGUAGCUAUGGAGGUAUUGUUUGAGACGUUUCUCAAAAUUAGUUGUUCAUAAUGUAAUAUAUUGUAGUAUUAAUUCUUAACAUCACAUGACUUCAAUCUAUAUUACAUACGAAGAGUAUACAUUAUGUUUUUGUUA